UCCACUUUGCCACUGCAUUGAGUAAAGUCAGAUUAGUGCUGGCUGCGCUCUCACGGCACGUCAGUGUGAGAGGCGGCUGACCCGCAAUCUCUUUCAGUGAGUGCACCGGGUCUGAAGCGGGACAGGGAAAAAAGUCCCGUCUAUCUGAGUAUACCCAGUCUGAGUCAGCACAGAACGGAGUGAAGUCCAUCAGGACGUCUACCCGAGUGAACCCAGCCUAAACUGGGACGGGAAGGAGCGGAGCUUACAUGAGGUGAAGAAAAUCUCAUGUCAUUUACACAACAGUUAUGAGCCAGCUUUGUGCUGUUUGGAUGGCAAGAGGAAGUGUUGCCAUCACACCAUGUUCUUGGAGCCCUGAAUGUCCAUGGCUGCAGUCCACACCUUGUCUGUAUCUAGUGAUCGCAGCAACCUGUACCCUUGUUCUUCAGUCGACAGCAAGUGCAAAAUGGGAAGCGUUGGUAGUCUGAUGGCUGAAAAACAUGACCUUGCAAGUGAUAAUAUGAAGAGUCACCGAAAUGGGAAUGCUUACAACCUCAGGCAGCCAGAUGGACUGUUUAAAAAAGGACUGACCCAGAGAGAGCUGUUGAACUAUCUUAACAGCACCAAAAAAGGACCAAAGGCAGAGAAAAGGAUUGCAUCUGGGUGUUCUUCCAUGGAACGCUGCCGAAAAGAUGGACAAAAUGAGAUUUAUGGGAAGGAGAUUGAUCUGACAAAGAAUUCGCUUCCUAUUGGAGGGAAAUUUGAAAAGUCACGAUUCCGACCCUCUGCAUUCAAGCCGGUGGUGCCAAAGAACUUCAGUUCAAUGCAGAAUCUGUAUCCACAACAGACCAAGGAGCUGAGCGACAGCACAGCCAGCCUCAACGUCUUCAGCAAGAUGGACCAUUCACCGCUGAGGAAUGGAGGCGAAAAGUCGGAUUACUUCAGGACAGUCAGUCAAGAGGAAGACCUGUCCGACUCUGGGCGGAACUCCAUGACCAGCCUCCCUCCCUGUGGAACAGGCCUGAAGCACCACACAGGGCAGAUAAGCGCCUCCAUGGGGCAAAUCAACCACAUUGGCUCAAACUGCAUUGAUGGGGGAUCCAAGGAGGUUUCAAACUCUGACAGCGGCCGUUUCUCCUGCAAGAGUAUGGCAGUCCUGAGCCGGCUGAACCCCCAGGGCAAUAUGUCCCCUUCCUGCGAGCUGUCACGAUCGAUGGAAGAUGUUGUCAGAGAGCUGGAAGACCGGCUUCACGAAAAAGAAGUGGAGUUGAAACACGUGAGGAGGAACCUGGAUGAGAGCGAGGAUGCUAUUGCUCAGGUGUUCGAGGACAAGCAAAGGCUAUGGGAGAAGGAGAUGGAAGAGCUCAAGCGAAUCUAUGCCAGCAAGCUGCGCCAGGUGACCCAGCAAGCCCAGCACACCCAGCGGACUCUCCAGCUGCAGGUCUUCAAGAUCCAGCAGGAGAAGAGGAAGCUGCAGGAGGAUUUUGACAAGUUGUUGCUGGAAUGUGAGCAGCUCAAAAGCCGAUGUACAUCUUAUCGACAGGAGCAAGAUGACUUGACCCCAAAGCUGGAGGAGACCAAAUGGGAGGUCUGUCAGAAGGCUGGCGAGAUCGCCCUACUAAAGCAGCAGCUGCGAGACUCUCAGGCGGAGGUGGCUGAGAAACUGAGUGAGCUGUUCAGCCUGAAAGCCCUGCUUCAAGAAGUUCGAGUGGAGCUCUGUACCAAAGAUGAACAGGUGUUGCUGUUAAAGAACUCUCUGCAGGAACAGUCCAAACAACUUGCUAAAAGUGCAAGUGCCCUGCAGCAGCAGAAGGAACCCACCUUAGUCCAAGAAGCCUGCCUGAGGAGAGACGGAGUCCCCGAAGAGAUGAAAGGCUUGUUGAACGGGGAGACUGAUGAUCUGAAGUCCAGAGGCUUUCACGAAGACACCACCCAAGGUCUUGUCCUCCAGGUUGAAAGGCUGAAAGCAGAACUGUUAUUGGAACGAAGGCAGUGUGAAGCCCAAGCUGCCAACUUUGAAAUUGAGAGAAGUACCUGGCAGGAUGAAAAGGAAAAAGUCAUCCAGUAUCAGAAACAACUGCAGUCUAGUUACCUAGAGAUGUACCAAAGAAACCAGGCCCUUGAGCAAGAAAUUCAGGAGAUUGCAGCCAAAGUAGAACUAACAGACAAUGAUGCUAAACAGAAUUUACCAUGGAUUGAAAGGAUCGAAUCCUCUGAAAUAUGACAGGCAAUGAAAUUGUGCAUCAUUGUUUGUAGAUCAAUCAGGACACUUACUCUUUUUUAAAAAAAAAUAUCUAUAUUGUGUUGAAUUCCUCAAGAUGAGCAAAUUUUACAAAGCAUGAUGGCAGGUUGUAGCAACUGGAAGAUAUUACUGACUUGAAUCUACAAAUGGAAAGGAUUUAACACAAGGAAGCUUCCAAAAUUUUCUAUAAUGGAAAGUGGUGUGUGAAGAGAACCUGGAAUACUUGGUUCUUGAUAACUCCAAUCUGAGAGUUUUUUUUCCCCAUAAUUGAAAGAUGCUACAAGCAACUUCUGUACACGCAAUGAUAACAAACCUGACUUAAAUCAAUCCAAUUUAAUGUUUAAACUCAAUGCUUCAAAAUGUUAAAUAAUCCAAGGAUGUUAUUUUGCAUAUAUAUAAUUACAUUUGUUAGAAUUGCUGCAGAGAAUGACACAUUAAUGUAAUUCAAGUCCCUCUCUGAGUUAGUAAUUGUUAGAGUUUAGUUUAAAUUUUCAGAUUCUACAGAUUUAAGCAUAUCUGCCAAGAAGUAAUAUUGAUUUUGGAACAACAUUUUUAGGGCAGUGAAAAGUAUGCAAGAUCUUGUCCGUGUUUAAAUUUUUUGAAUAAGAUUUUCCUCUUUUUUUGAGAUGGAGUUCCAUUGGCUGAAUUUUAUUCAGAUUUUGUUUUAAAACAAUAUCAUUUUUUACUAUGAGCCAUAGAAACCAAUUUCUUAAUCAUCUUCCUUUGCCAUUUCAUCACUCAUUCUGUUUAGAUAAAAUAGAAGUUUCUGUCUUGUGAGGAUCAUGAUUGUACUGGCAAGAUACGAUUCUCUUUGCACCAUCCAUGAGGGGAAAUAUUUUGCUUUUGUCCAGUGCCUCUCUGAAACAGUUGUACCCAGAGGUUGGGCCUUAAGAGAAGAAUAUGAUAAUGGUGAAACCAAUAUCAAAACUCUAACCCUACUAGCUAGUACUCAUUGGAAUUGAUAUGCAAAUAUCUACAGCUGAUGUUUGUUCACUGCAAAGUCAGGGCAGUGAUUGCAGUCCUUGUUAUUUUUUGUAAGGCACACCAGUUGUAUCCAAUCACUGGCCAGAGUAGUGUCUGGCUCAGAAAAAAAUUGACCACCUAAAUAACACCACAUUGAAUGGGUAAAUACAUCUGCCUGAACCCUUCUCUGGAGAGGACUUUCUCCUCGGGAAAAGUCUUGUUCAGAGCUAUUUUGUGACUUGGAAGGAAACAGCCUGGCUAAAUUUAUAAAUACAUUUUCAUUCUUGUUACAAGAUUGAGAAUUUUGAAAUCAUACUGAGAUAUACUGUGCAACUGCCAUUUAUGAUCAUUACUCCUCAUCGCAUGUCUUAAAGGAAUCCUAAGGCAAUGUUCAUAGAAUAAUUCACAAAAUCUGAGCAAUGUCCCACCGACUGCAUUGCAAUGACCAGCUAGUUGGUCUCUUUUCAGCUACAUAGAUUGACAAAGGAACGUUGAUCAAAAUGCCUGGAGAAGUCCUUACCACGUGAACAAUGCAAUGGAUUUUUCAUUCAUGUGUGAAAAGGCUAAGUAAUCUGUUUUAACAUUCUCAGCCAAAAGGCAGGACUUGCAACAGUGCAGAACACUCUCAGGUUCUGCAUUAAAAUAUUGCCUCAUUUCUGUACUGAAAUGAUCCCUUAGCUUGUGUUUGUGACUUGUGUGGUUUGAUCCACAGCCUUCUGGGUAUUCUUACUGAACCAAGCUGAUAGUGAAAAUCUGAAUACCAAUGAAUGGAACUAAUGUACAAGUAAGUUAGGAGCAGAUGUAGGCUAACUAGUGACCCGAGCCAGCACUGCCAUUCAAUAAAAUAAUGGCCACUCAAACUAUAACUUCAAUUCUACAUUCCUACCUUACCCCAGUUAUCCCUGCUUAUUGAUCAAGUAUUUACCUACAUCUACCAAAGAAUGGACAUUGGAAGCAGAGUUCCAAAGAUUCAAGAUCCACUGAGAGAAGAAAAAUCUUUUUUUUUAAAUGGCUGACCCUUAUUUUUAAAUAAUAACCCCAAGUCCUACAUUCUCUCCAUGUCCACUCUUUCAAUACCCUCAUGUUAGCAAACUAAAAUUUCCAGGUGGUUUUGACUUCAAAGCUGCAGCAGAAUUCAUGUCAGGUUUCUUAAAUUCCACCAUGUUUUUUUUAGUACAAUCAGAGAGUGUUAUCUAGCUAAACACAGGUUUGCCACUGUGGAUUGGUCAGUUAUACAUUUAUUCUCCACCUCAGUACAGGGCUGCUUGGAUCACUGCUGGUCAGCAGAAUCUAAAGUUGCUUCUGCCAGCUUUUCAUCUCAAUGCUCUUUACAAUUUCCCAUCCGUGCUUGAAAAUCCCACUGUUCAUUUAAUAUCUAUGCAGCAAAAUCAUGUCCCUUUGUUUCUUCAGCAACUCUGUCUCCAACUUUGUCAUGGAGUCAUACAGCACCAUAAUAGGCCUUGCACUCCACUGAACUGACACUUACAUCAAGAUCCAUUUACACUAAAAAUGAGUUUAGUGUAGGAUUAUUAUUCCCACAUUUCCACCAAAGCCCUCAAGAUUCUACACUCACCUACACACAAUUCACUGUGGCCAAUUAGCCUACCAUCCUGCAUGUCUUUGGGAUGAAACUAGAGCAUCCAGAAGAAACCCAUGUGGUCACAAGGAGAAUGUGCAAACACAACAUAGACAGCACUAGUGGUCAGGAUUGAACAUGGGUCACUGCAGCAGUAGCUGCACCACAAUAUCCCGGUCUGCCUCGUCCAUUCUAACAUUCUUUCUAGAUGCAAGCAAUACUGAAAGCUAAUGUUAUUUCUUCAUGUAAUUUAAGGGGCUUGAAAACUGAAUAAAAGCAACUUCCAAAAUCACCAAAUCUUCUGAACACUCAAGGGUUGAAUAAUUUCCGAAAGAAGCUCAGGCCCUACUUCUUGCUGUUCAUGAUUACCUCUUUGCAGAGUGUGAACACAAGGAAUACUGCUCUCCCUUCAGGAAAGAGUUCCCACAUGAGAACAAAGUGAUGACCUGUUGCACAAAAUAAAAACAGAAAAUGCAUUUUCUGUUUAGUUUAGAUUUUCAGAAUCUGAAGCUUUUCGUUUUGAUUUUCAUCUGUCCUAUUGUACUUUGGUGAGACUUGCUUUAAUGGAAUCCACGGCUGUAAAAACAGCCACAUAACAUGGUUCAUGUGACACUACAUUUUUCAGUUCUUCCUGCCUCCCCACUAUACCCAAAAAGAUGGUUCCUUUUAGAUAUGUUCUAAAUACAAAAUGCCAUUGGUAUAGGAGCACUGGAUGCUGCCUGAUCUGGGUGGCAUUUCUUGAUUUUUUUUUCUUAAUUUUUUAUUUUCAGCAUCUGUUGCAUUCUGCAAAAUAGUUCUGAGUAACUCUGGAGCCCUUCCACAGUCAGCAACUGGGCCGCACCAGCUUGGAGCUGGAUUAUACAGGGUACGGAAGGUUGCGAGGUUCUGAUCCAAGACCUCCUCUCCCACCUCUUUUCCCCUUUCUCCCCAUCUGCACUGGCUGCAUGGUGGACUAGUGCUCAACAUUCAAAGAACAAUAGUGACUUCAUGGCCUAGUAUGACAUGUGCUCUCAUUAGAUGGAUGAUACUCUGAGUCCAUCUAGUGACAAAGAUCAGCACUGCACCAACAUUCUAAGCAUCUCGCUCCUCUUUACUGCCAUCUCCACUGCCUACUCCUAUCACUGUAGCUGACUGUACCAGUUAUGUUGUUGCUGUGAGUACCAGCAGCAAUCUCAGUUCACCUUAAAAUACUUAACUUUUAAUCGGUGUCUGUAGUAGUAAAUUAAAUAGCUGGAAAAUGAUGACCCGGCAUCUUAACAUUGUUUAGUAACCGAGAUGAGAUGUAUUAAGCUUGCUAUUUACCAAUCAUUUAUGGCUUGAACUCUGACUUAAACAUUUUCAAA
This is a messenger RNA of Pristis pectinata (smalltooth sawfish), 6103 nucleotides long. It is a transcript of the gene n4bp3, whose product is annotated as NEDD4 binding protein 3. Bases 359 to 2203 code for a protein of 614 amino acids. NCBI's taxonomy places the organism in Eukaryota, Metazoa, Chordata, Chondrichthyes, Rhinopristiformes, Pristidae. Gene Ontology annotation, cellular component: cytoplasmic vesicle. The transcript has 5 exons. The record is from RefSeq and is a predicted model, not a curated record.